AUGAAUUUGUCCACAUUUGGAGUGGGCGAGUGGCGGCGAGUGUGGAUGGCAGUCUGGUACAUGGGGUGCAUCGUUUUUAUCACGGGCUACAACGGAAACCUCAUCGCGUUCCUCACAGUCCCGCUCUACCCCGUCAGGAUAGAGACCAUUAAACAGCUUGCUGAGUCACCUCUGAGGAUUACCAUGCAGGACUACGGAGAAUUUGUCCCUGAGGCUCUGAAGAUUUCCACUGACCAAGCCAUGCGCAGCCUUGGCAACAAACUCGACCUCUUUCCUCUAGACCAUGACUAUGAACCUGGCGUAGAAAUGGUCGUAAAAAAUGGGACUCACGCCCUCAUCGAGACCUACUCGUACUUGAUGAAAGUGCGGAUUAAGUAUAACGUCACCCAAGACACGUACAUUCUCAAGGAACAGGUCUACUCUGGUCAUCUGGCUUGGUUCCUGCCCAAGUACACUCCGUACACCGAAACUAUUUCCAGCACAUUGCAUAGACUCGUUGAAGCCGGCAUUGUCGGUAAACUUUUCAGAGAUCACUUCGUCAAAACCGACGACAACACGAAUGACAUUACGUCGGUGUCGAGCUUGUCUCUGGACCAACUGCAGGGCGCGUUCCUCCUACUGGUGCUCGGCCUGGCAUCAUCAUCGGUGCUCUUCUUGGCAGAGUUAGGCUUCGUGAAGCUUAAGUCUAUGAAGAUAAAAUAGGCACGCCGACAGAGAAUCGUCAUCAUAUCCUGCAGUUCUAAAAAUGCGAUUCAGAUUAUCACUGCCAGCGUUUCAAAAUGCUUGGAGUCAGUUUAAUGCCAGCAGUGAAUUCUAACUGUUUAAGCCCCGGAGUGUCGAGUAAUUUUCUGUUUAUUUGGCGAAAUCGGAUUUGAUAGAACGAUUAUACCACGGAUGGGUCAUUUGUGAUACUAGUCGGAGUUAUCGCACGUAAUUAUAGUUGCCUAAUGACUGGCUA
Hyalella azteca is the source of this 958-nucleotide messenger RNA. RefSeq lists its product as uncharacterized. The transcript has 5 exons. Gene Ontology annotation, molecular function: ligand-gated monoatomic ion channel activity. The record is from RefSeq and is a predicted model, not a curated record. The coding region runs from base 1 to 702 and encodes 233 amino acids. Gene Ontology annotation, cellular component: membrane. NCBI's taxonomy places the organism in Eukaryota, Metazoa, Arthropoda, Malacostraca, Amphipoda, Hyalellidae.